AUGAGUAGCAGUGCCUCAUCGUCAACGGCUGGAAGUAAUGCCGCUGGUGCAGCAGCAACGAACCAAUCGGGACAGGCCGGUGAGGUCGGACACGCUACGGACGGAAGUACCAACAGUGGACCGGGUGGAAAUAUCGUGGAAAAGCAGCAAAGUGGUGGCGGAGUACCUGGCGGCCACCCGGGAACGGAACCGCGAACCUCUUCGCCUGCCCACCAUCGAAACGGGGGUGGCGGUGUGGUAGGGACCGGUGGUGGCAGUACCACUAGCAGCGGUACCACCGGAACGGUUCUGCGUCGAAAGACGAACGUUUGUCUCAUCUGUGGCAUCUACACCAAUCUGUCUCUCAACAUAUUCGAGCCCCGGAAUGGACCGAACAUCGUCGAUGUGAUCUACGAGAAGUACAAGUUCCGGGCCGAACGUGGUGACAACGCGGACAAACACAUCUGCUUCAGCUGCAACAACUGGCUCAUCAAUUGGUACUCGCUGCAAAACACUUCGUCUGGCAGUUCGCGAACGUAUGAACCGGCACCAUCGACAAGCCGCUCGUCCUCGGCAGCGGACAGCAGCAACAACAGCCGGCACGGUCGACACCAUGCCCAUAAGCCCCGUACGAAAAGCCAUUAUCGAAACUUUUCCGCCACUGGCGCAUCGAACGAUAAGGAAAAUCGACAACAAAUCCCUGCACCCAUUCCAGAUCAACAUGGUCAGAUAUCUUCCACGACAAACACGACGCCCGAAGAAGAUCACACAAGAUCUCCCCACGCUAGCGUGCAUCCUUACUCGAAAAAGAUUAACAACGCUGCCGCAAGCUCACGAUCGCGAUCGUUUGUGCUCAAGGAAAGGAAUGGUCAAAGAGGUGAGCCACCGACUGGUGGUGGUAAGCAGCACUAUCCCCUGCAGGACUCUGACAAUGUUGUGUCGAGCAGCACGGAACAUUACCUCGAUCCGUACACGUUACUAGUCAAACCGUUCGAAAACCGUCUAAUAGAAAUGCUCGAAGGGCAAGGCACCAGUGUAACGAAAGAAACCGUUACACCUACUAGCGCACGCGUCUGGACACCGCGGACAACGAGCAAUAGCGCCAACGGAAACAGCGUGACCGUGGUCGCUCGACGAAGCAUCGAUGUAAAUGGAAACGUUUCGCCGCCCGUACCACCAAACGACACGGACGAAGAUGACACGAAGGAAAUUGUCAUCAGCUUCGAUACAGCCCUUUCGGAGGUGAUCGAUGUGGUUCCAUCACUGAAAGCUAUACAAUCGUGGAACGUUGAUCCGGUAAGAUCGUUGCCAGCGGAUCCGGUACGAUCGUUACAUAAGCGGUUAUCCUCCGGUGCACUCACUGUUUCGGUAAUCAACGGUACAGGAAUGUCCAAUUCCGGUGCUUAUUAA
Molecule: messenger RNA, 1389 nt
Organism: Anopheles marshallii
Lineage: Eukaryota; Metazoa; Arthropoda; Insecta; Diptera; Culicidae
Exons: 2
Coding region: 1-1389 (462 amino acids)
Cellular component (GO): nucleus
Molecular function (GO): zinc ion binding
Source: RefSeq, a predicted model, not a curated record